Mesorhabditis spiculigera is the source of this 915-nucleotide messenger RNA. The record is from the annotation of a GenBank genome assembly. NCBI's taxonomy places the organism in Eukaryota, Metazoa, Nematoda, Chromadorea, Rhabditida, Rhabditidae.
AUGUUUGGUCCGCUGCUUUUUCUUGUCACUGAGGGGUUAUCGUCAAUCGAGGCUCGGACGGAAUCCACAUAUCCAUGGAAGUAUGACAAUAUGUUUUUUGAAGGUCCGGAUUACUGGGGUGUCCAUUCCGAAUGGGUAAUGUGUAGCCGUGGAAAACUUCAAUCACCCAUCGACAUCCGCCCUUCACUACUGCUACACGACCCAUCUCUCCGACCAAUUCAUAUCGACAGAAUUUCAGUUGGACAAACUCUAUUUUACAUUCAGCUUAAUAGAUAUCGAAUACAACGGAUAGACAUCCAUUUUGGGGUAUUUGGUCACGCAAAUGGUAGCGAGCACGCCAUUGAUGGAAGGAAGUUUCCGAUGGAGCUGCAACUACUGGCCUUCAAUGCCGAUCUCUACACCAAUUUUUCGCAAGCCUCGAAAGCGCCCCACGGCAUCGCAGCCAUUUCAGUUCUUGUGGAGUAUGGUGGAGAGACAAAUGAAGAACUACUGAAACUUACAAUCGCCACGGCCAGCGUACAAUACAAAAGCCAAAGGGUCGAACUGGCCGAUUUGUCACCGUGGAAGCUGUUGCCGAGAACGCGCGAUUUUCUGACUUAUGAGGGGAGCAUUACAUCGCCGCCAUGUGAUGAGACCGUGCAGUGGAUUGUAUUGAAUCAGCCAAUACAUAUACAUCCGGAUGACUAUGCGGAAUGGUCAAAAUUAUCACAAUUAUCGCCCACAGACCCGCCAGUACCAAUUGCACCAAACUGUCGUACUCUCGCCGAAGCGAACCAACGAACGGUUCGAACAAACAUCUUGAUGUCCAAAGAAGAAUCCUCAACAUGCUCUGCACCACGAGUCACCUACAAAGUUCUAUCCAAUCAAAAAGAGCACGGAAGAGCCAAACGGAAGCACCACAGCCCUCCGGUCAAA